AUGUCUUUUUCAAAAUCUCAGGGAAAGAAACAAGAAGGCUCAGCUCAGAACGGUGGUAAUGGUGGCCAUCAACAAAAGCAACAAAAUCGCAGCAAUAACAGCAAUAAGAAGUGGGCCAACAACAACAAUAGUGCUGCUGGCACCGCUCGUAACAACCACGCGUCAACAACAACAGCAACAGGUAUUGAACAAGACGCUACUACAACAAAGCAACUUCAUGACCGAAUGCUUUUUCUGCUUGGUAAUUUAACAGGCACACUGGUGGAAGCAACUGUAAAAGACGGAUGCAAGUUCAAAGGUAUCUUUCAUGGCGCUUCAACAGAAGGUGAUUUAGGCAUUGCCUUGAAAUUAGCACAAAAGAUUUACGAUCCCAAUGCACCUAUCGACAAGGACAAGACCAACCCCAAUCCCAUCAAAAACACCUUGCUGAUUUUCUCCAAUGAUUUGGUCGAGAUAAAUGCUGUCAAUGUGGAUUUCUCUAGCAGCUGUGGUACCGAGACAAAUGAUCGUAAUACCUUCAAAACCGACACAGAUAUCAGUGGAAGAUUGGACAUCAAAGAACGUGAAUUACAUAAAUGGGCACCCACCGAAGACGAUCACAAUGGGCCAUUGGAGGGAGGUUUAGAAUUAAACGACAAUGAUGCUCAUGGAGGUGGAUCAUGGGACCAAUUUGCUGCCAACGAGAAACUGUUUGGUCUCAAGACAGAUUUUGAUGAAGAAAUUUACACCACACCUUUAAACAGAUCUGCUCCUGGAUACAAGGAUCGCGAGAAACGUGCUAUUAAAAUGGCAAACGAGAUUCAAAAGACGGCAACCACCAAUGUACACAUGCUGGAGGAACGUGGUUUGGCGAUUGAUGAUAGUGGCAUGGAUGAAGAGGAUUUGUAUGGUGCUGUUGUGCGUGAGGGUGUUAGUAACCCCAACAAGUAUGUACCUCCUGCUCUUCGCAAGCUUCAACAACAGCAGCAACAGCAACAAACUCAAAAGAAGGAAAAACCUGUUGCUGCUGGCAAUCCACUCAACAAGCUCAUUACUUCAGAUUUGCCUAAAGCUGCCUCCAACCCCUCACCUAUUGCCAAUCUCCCCACCACGCGUCGUGAGUCCAGUGAAAAGAACAACUCGGGAAGCAAUGAGCCACCUAAGCGUAUUGAAGCUGAAAUUGCAACUACAUUUAGGCAUUUUGCUAUGAUGGAAAAGGACAAGUUGCAUGCAAAGAAACAAGCACUACAGAAAAAGGAAAAGGAUGGUCGUUUAGCGGAACUCAAGGCAUUUCAUCAAUCUUUCAAGUUGAAUGUGCCUAUUCCUGCUGAUUUGGUGCCAUUGCUAUCUAAAAAGAAGGCGCCCAUCUCAAAUGAACAGGUGAGCAGUGAUUCUGCCAACAACAGGAACAUUGCGUCGCCUGUCAAAAAGAUCUCAACACCUCCUCUUCAACAAGCUACGACCGCCACGCCUGCAGCAACAGCAACAACAGCAAAGAAAGUGUCAUCGCCAGCUCCUCCUGCAGUGGCCUCUCCUACUACUUCUCCUGCUCCUUCAUCACCUGCACCCGCAACCACUACUGCUACAACCACAACGACAACUACCACUGCACCUUCCUCAGCAACAUCCAAUUCUUUCAAAUUCAAUGUAAAAGCCUCUUCCUUUAAACCAAACCCAUCUGCUGCAGCUUUUGUUCCUGGAGGUGGAGCUACUGCUGCCAGUAGAUCGCCUGCGCCUGUUCAUAUGGGUAUGCCCAUGCCACAUCAUACAUCCACCACAACAACUGACGAUAAUAGCCAUCCUCAUACCUUCUUUGGCGGCGGUAAUGGACGUCAGAGCAAGAAAGGUAAUGGACCUGUUGAACACCUAACGAUGACAGAAGCCUUUGUUCCCUCCUUCAUUGACAAGAACAUACCAGCAAGCUCUGUUGGACCUACUUGGCCAUUUGGACAUAAAUCCUAUCGUGUGCAGUUUAGUCAAUUUGGCUACGAUGAAGAUGUCUACAGCUACCCUUCACCCAACUAUGGCUACUAUCCUACGCAGUACCGAUAUCCUUUCCCUCAUCACCAGAUGCCAUAUCCUCAAUUUGUUCAACCACCUCCUAUGCCACCUGGUGCCUACAGCCCUCAGAUGGCCAAUGUAUCGCCCCAUGGCUCACCCUUCCCGCCUCCACCUCCUUCUGUCGCUGUUCCUGCUCCUCCUCCACCUCAACAAGUGCCACCCCAAGGCUACCCUUCGCCGCAACAACGAUCCCCCAUGGUACCACAACAAAUGCCUCCACCUCAACUCUAUCAAUAUGGCGGCGGUGCUCCCAUGAUGAUGCGUUAUCCUCCUGAUAUGAUGAUGCAAAGGCCUGUGAUGGUCGAGACGGUGCCUUACUCUCCUCACCAUCCACAACAACAACAACAACAGCAACAACAACAAGAUACACCAGGUAAUUAG
Messenger RNA from Mucor velutinosus, 2421 nucleotides. RefSeq names its product PHO85 cyclin-1. Gene Ontology annotation, molecular function: mRNA binding. Gene Ontology annotation, cellular component: cytoplasmic stress granule. Lineage: Eukaryota; Fungi; Mucoromycota; Mucoromycetes; Mucorales; Mucoraceae. The coding region runs from base 1 to 2421 and encodes 806 amino acids. Gene Ontology annotation, biological process: cytoplasmic stress granule assembly. The transcript has 4 exons. The record is from RefSeq and is a predicted model, not a curated record.